Molecule: messenger RNA, 987 nt
Organism: Venustampulla echinocandica
Lineage: Eukaryota; Fungi; Ascomycota; Leotiomycetes; Helotiales; Pleuroascaceae
Exons: 1
Coding region: 1-987 (328 amino acids)
Source: RefSeq, a predicted model, not a curated record
AUGCGUUCUCACCUCUCUAGCAUGGCCAUCGCCAUGGUGUCCGUGGCAGGUGCUGUCACACUUGGUCCUCGAGACAUCCCCAACGAGAUCAUCUACAUGUCCAACUGCGAUACGAAAGGAGUACUUUCCAGCGAGAUGUCUUACUACAAAGACUACACAAACUCCAGGGCAGGACAACAGCCUGAAGAUAUCGCGGUGUUGAACAACCUCGGGACCGUUGUUUGGGAGGCUCCAGUGGGCGGCAACUUCAAGUCGGGCGUCUCAUUCACCGCAAAAGGAUUAGAUAUCAACAAGAACCCUGGAGAGCAGUGCGGAUCUGGAAGCAACGGUUUUGCAAGCUUCACCUGCUUCAGGGAGCAAGACGUGCUCCUAUACCGCGACGGCGACAAGACAUGCAACAAGAUCUACUCUUGCUCCCACUCCAACCACGUCGAAUGGACCCAGACCCAAGCCUCCCUAUCGAGCGACAUCGUCAAGAUCAAAGACGGGCACAGCGGCACCGACGCCUUCAACACGAUCUUCUCCGUCAUCUCCGGGAACCACUGCAGCGAUGCUCCGCAAGACAUCGGUGGAAAGUGCCACAUCAGCUUCACGUGCCAAGCUCCCAGCGACGAGAUCCUCGCCGCCAUGGCGAACUACCUCGUCCAAGCCGUAGGGCCACCAAUUCAUCCCGAGACUGUGGUCACUCCCCCAACCUGUAGUGGCAGCAUCGCUUGUCUUAGGGAAGCUCUCACCCCUUGCUGCAGUCAAAAGGUUGAUCAAGUCGCUUCGUUCCCUUCCACCGGGAAGAUCGAUGUCUUUAAUCGGUUCGCGGAUGAUCCGACGCAUCCGAGUCUGCAGGCCUCUUUGUCGUACCAAGUUACAUGUCCAGCUCCCCCCAAGUGCGACUUGGCAAUCUGUGGCUUCUUUGCUGGUGCGAUUGGUGCCAUCCCGGGCUUUGGUAUUCUGGGUCUCAUUGGGGCUGCUGUGUGUCUUGAUUGCAGGUGA